This is a messenger RNA of Trichoderma virens Gv29-8, 1524 nucleotides long. RefSeq lists its product as uncharacterized. Lineage: Eukaryota; Fungi; Ascomycota; Sordariomycetes; Hypocreales; Hypocreaceae. The record is from RefSeq and is a predicted model, not a curated record. The coding region runs from base 1 to 1524 and encodes 507 amino acids. Gene Ontology annotation, biological process: tRNA wobble uridine modification; tRNA methylation. Gene Ontology annotation, molecular function: protein binding; GTPase activity; GTP binding. Gene Ontology annotation, cellular component: cytoplasm; mitochondrion. The transcript is spliced from 4 exons.
AUGAGCCCAAACAUCUCAACACUAGGCAAGGCGGGAAUCGCCGUGAUUCGUAUCUCUGGCCCGGCAUGCUUAGACAUAUACAGAGCCCUUUGCCCGUCAAAGGCACUGCCAAAGCCUAGAUACGCCUCUGUACGAUCGUUACUCGAUCCCAAGCUUGCAGGACUCCAACGGGGCGUGCUUGACUCGGAAGCAGUAGUUCUCUUCUUUCCCUCACCCAAAACUGUAACCGGAGAAGACGUCCUAGAGUUGCACAUCCAUGGUGGCACAGCUACGAUCAAGGCGGUUCUAGCAGCUAUCCCGCAGUGUCCGUCUGAGCAUCGGAUCCGAUACGCCGAGCCUGGGGAGUUUACCAAGAGAGCAUUCCUGAAUGACCGCUUGGAUCUCGCGCGCGUCGAAUCUCUAGGUGACAUUCUCUCCGCAGAGACGGAGCAGCAGCGGCGCGCAGCAGUCAGGGGAAACUCGGGAGUGUUGGCUCGCACCUAUGAGGGCUGGAGGGAGGAGCUUCUUCUGGCUCGGGGAGAGAUCGAGGCGCUGAUUGACUUUUCAGAGGACCAGCAUUUCGACGAGUCACCAGCGGAUUUGCUAGACAACGUAGCGAGGAUAGUGGACGGCAUUCUCCGAGGCAUUCACCUGCACGAACAGGGUGGUCAGAGGAGUGAGCUGCUAAGGAGCGGUAUCCAGAUCGCGUUGCUUGGACCGCCAAAUGUUGGUAAAAGCUCGCUGAUGAAUUUGAUUGUCGGUCGUGAGGCUUCGAUUGUAUCUGGCGAGGCUGGUACCACACGAGACAUUGUAGAGGCCAGCCUCGACAUUCGAGGGUACCUGUGCUCCUUUGCAGACACGGCCGGGUUCAGGUCGAGCGAUGAUAUAGGACCGUCGGGUCCCGUCGGGGCGGUAGAGCUGGAGGGAAUCCGUAGGGCCAGGCAAAAGGCACAGCAGUCAGACAUCGUCGUUGCUCUGGCAUCGCUUGAGAGCGGGCCGUCUGGUCCAUUCAUCCUCUAUGACCAGGAAACGCUAGACAUUGCAGCGGCGGCCGAAGCCCAUCUCAUCGUGGUAAACAAGAGAGAUACGGUCAAACCAACGGAACUCCAAAGGAUACUGGCCGAAUUUCGCCAAAGAUUAGGCGAAAAGGUUCCCCAGCUGGGAUCAGCCCAAAUAGCCGCCAUCUCGUGCAAGGAGGCCAGCCUGAGCUCUGAGCUGGGCAAGGAUCCAGGAGGAAUCCACGCUCUGACAGAGACCUUGGUAGGCACCUUUUCGCAAAUGACAGAGAUGCCUGUCGAUUUGCAGGAUCUGCUGGGGGUGACGGCACGCCAGGCACAGCUCCUGGCCAGAUGCAGGGGCCAUCUGGAGGAGUUUCUGGCGGAAGCGCGGCCGGAGGAUGCGCAGUUUGAGGCGGAUACUGUGCUUGCGGCGGAGUUUUUGCGUUAUGCGGCGGAUUGCCUGGCGCGCAUCACGGGCAAGGGGGAGGCUGGCGAUGUGGAAGAUGUCCUGGGGGUGGUGUUUGAAAAGUUUUGCGUGGGUAAAUAA